This is a messenger RNA of Caenorhabditis auriculariae, 5384 nucleotides long. NCBI's taxonomy places the organism in Eukaryota, Metazoa, Nematoda, Chromadorea, Rhabditida, Rhabditidae. The record is from the annotation of a GenBank genome assembly.
AUGGCUUCAAUCGUUGAACAACUGGCUGAAACAAAUAAAAACAUGGCUCAACUGGUGCUCUCGUUCGCUGCCCUUGCUCAAUCUCUUGGUGCGGUUCAAUCAACCUUGGCUGGCGGCUCCACGACGUCUCUUGCUCAAGCUGGGGCUCUUUCCACGACUUCUACUUCUUCCGUCUAUGGUUCUGGCUCGGGCGCGCCGUCUCAUCCCGUUGCUGCUGCUCAAACUGGUCCCUCUGCUCAAGCUGGUUCUUCUGCUCACGCUGGUCCUUCUGCUCAAGCUGGUCCUUUUGCUCACGCUGGUCCUUCUGCUCAAGCUGGUCCUUCUGCUCAAGCUGGUCCUUCUGCUCAAACUGGUCCGUGUGCUCGAAUUGGCGCUGGCUCUCGUUCGUUUGGCGUUGGCUCUCGUUCGUUCGCUCCUGUCUUCGAUGUCCGUUCUCUAGCUCAAGAGACGUCUUCUCCCUCGUUUCAAGGGCUUAAUUUUGUUUCUGAUUCCACCAAGUUUUCCGAAUUGUUAGUCUUACCUGAUGAUGCUCUACACUCUCUUAUUAACAGAAUUUCAAUGACUGAAACAUUUGUCAAAAAGUCUUUCUCUGCCGUCCUAGAGAAAAUUCCUGACUCUGGUGACUCCACACAGAAUUCCAAAGAUCUCAAACUUGUUCAUGAUAUUUGUGACCAAAUUUCUUUGCCACGACCUAUUUCUGUUCAUCGUCAUGAUUGUAAGUCCCUUCCUCGUCCUCUUAAAAUCAAGUUCGAUACUGUUGAGUCUCGCAAUCUGUUCAUUUUCAAGGCUCGUCGCGCUGUCUUAUCUCUUCCUCAGAUUCCUCCAAUUCCUUUCUUCAAAGUCAGACGCGACAUGACUCUUCCUGAGUUGGCCCUUCUUAAACGCAUUCGCUUUCGUGUUUUUCUUCUGAACAAGGAGAAUCCCAACUCUUUUUAUGUUCGAGAUCUCUCUAUUGCGCGAAAAACUGUCAAAUCGUAUCCAAAAAAUCAUGUAACCCCUAUUUAUUCUUCUGAUGUCAAUGUUAAUCCUAUUGCUCCUAUCUCCAAUGCUGUCAAUGUUAAUCUCGAUCCUGUGAAUUCAUCCCCUCUUCCUGACGCCAUUAUGUCAUCACCUUCAUCUCAUGUUUAACAGUUCUGAAUUACCUGUAACAGAUUCUUCUAACGUGUUUUUCGAGUUACCACUCUCUAACUCUCUCAAAUCUCUGCCUUCUUCUAACUCUCUCUUUCCAUCUAACCCUCUCUCUCCUCCGCGCUCUCCUCACACUUCAAGCCAACAUAUUUAUCGGAAUUUCAAUGGUCUCAAUAUCUUACUUUCUAAUAUUCGUUCCCUACGUUCCUCAAGCAAAAUUGAGCUUUUAUUCGACCACCUUGUGUCUUUAUCGAUCGAUAUUUGUUUUAUUUGCGAAACUUUUUUAACCGAGGAAUUUCCAAACUCACUUUUUAAUCAUUCCUUUUUCAGUUUUCUUCGGAAAGAUCGCUCUAUUUCUUCAGGAAGAGUUUCUGGUGGGGGCGUCAUCAUCAUUUUUCGGAAGACUCUGCCGAUUGUCGAAGUGGAUCUUCUUUAUGACAGGUAUUACCCCUCUCACUUCUGCGAUAUGCUAGCUUUUGACCUCGUAUUUCCUCGCUCUCCCAAAUCUCGUUUUUUCUUAAUUUACAGACCUCCUUCCACUCCUACUGACCGCACUUCUAACUUAUUUAAUCAUAUUUCUCGUUUUAUAACUAAUUCCAAAUGUUCAAUUCUUGGUGAUUUUAAUCUUCCUUCCAUUGAUUGGUCUAAUCUGUCCUGUUCAAAUCCUAGUUCCCAAGCCCUUCUCGAUUUUUUUGCUUGAGCUAUAAUUUUUUUCUCAACUUGUAACCUCGGCCACUAGAAUCACGGAUCAUUCGUCUAAUAUCCUCGAUCUCGUUCUUUCUAAUUCUUCUAAUUCAAUAACUGAUAUCAAAAAUCACUGAGCCUAUCUUGGGUUCUGAUCAUAAUUCUGUUUCAUUCAAAUUCAGUUGCCCUUUUGUUAUCACUCCUUCUGUACCUCAUCGUCGUCUUAACUACAUAAAAUGUGAUUUUGAUUCUCUCAAUCUAUCUUUAUUAUCUUUCAACUGGGUACGUCAACUCAGUUACUUCUCAACAGUCGAAUCCAAACUUCAGCAUUUUUUAACAAUUUUAAAUGAAUUGAUACGCGAUAACUGUCCUCUAGCCGUCAUCUCACACAAUCGCUCUUUCAACUUUAAAACUGAUCGAAUUAUCCGUCGUUUAUUUCAGAAAAAAUCCCUUUUGAUUAGAAACGGUCUCCGCACUAGCUAUUUACGUCACAAGUUAAAUCUUAUUGUCAAUCUCAUUCGGAAAAGGACUGCUUUUUUGUUGAGAAAACAUCACACUAAGGUUUCUCUCACUUACAAUUGCUCCAAGCUUUCUAAGUUCAUAUCUACUCAACUCAAACAAGAUUCUGGCAUCCCCAAUUUGAUUUUUUUAAUGAUAAUUAUAUUACUGACGACACUUCUAAAGCUAAUGUUUUUUUCCUCUGUUUUUCUCCUCCAACUUUGCCGCGCCUAACGCUCCCCUGUUUCCAGCUUUUUCCCUCACCGGAACCUAUCAACUGUAACAUCUCAUUCUCUCCUGAAAUUGUAUAUAAAUUUUUUUGACCUCCUUACCACCAAAAAUGCGGUUUUUUUCUACGGAUAACAUAAACUUUCUAGUCCUGAAAAAAAUGUGCCUUUUCAAUUUCUCUCCCUUUAUCUAUCAUUUUUUUAACGAAUCAUAUCUUACUGGUAUUAUCCCUUCUUCCUUCAAAAACCACUACGAUUAUUCCUGUUCACAAAAAAAGGAAAUCUUUCAGACCCGUCCAAUUUUCGUCCUAUCUCCCUUUACUCAUCCAAUUUCCCGUGUUUUUUUGAACGGAUUGUUACUAAUAUGGUUAGAACUCGCUUUUUCUCAUAGAUUUUCUCAAUUUCAAUUUGGUUUUUUUAAAUCGAAGAUCUUGUAAGCUCUCUCUUAUUAGCUCAAUUUCCGAUAUUCAGAAAUCCUUGGCAUCUAAAAAUUUCUGUUGAUGCUGUCUACUUCGAUUUCUGUAAAGCGUUUGACAAAGUCAACCAUGACCUCUUACGCCUCAAAAAUGCAUAACUUUGGCUUUGAUCAAACUCUCAGUCGCUGGUUUUUCCAACUUCCUUUCUAAUAGAACUUCGACUGUUAAAGUAAACCAAUCCUUUGCUGAUUCUAGUUUCCCUAACCCCUCCGGUGUCCUCCAAGGAACCGUAAGUGGUCCACUUCUUUUUUUGAUUUUUAUUAACGAUAUUGAAAAUUAUAUUGAUGCCUCCACCUCCAUUUCUAUCUUUGCAGACGAUAUAAAAAUUUUUAGUAACUGCCCCAGAUCUCUCCAAAGCAGCAUUAAUGGUAUCCUAGAAUGGUCUCGCAUUUGGUCUCUCCCCCUUGCUUCCGAAAAAACUUUCUCAGUUCAUUUUGGUCCUGAAAACCCUCGAACCCGAUACUUCGUCGACCGUCUUGAAAUCCCUCAAAGUUCCAUUGUUCGUGAUCUUGGUCUUUUUAUUGAUGAUAAACUCUCCUUUAAACAACACAUAAAUCGAAUUUCUGCCUUUGCCACCUUACGCUCUAACCAAAUACUUAAUACAUUCAAAUUUUCUUCUCCUCUUAACUACUUUCGUAUGUUUCAAACUUACGUGGUUCCAGUCCUUGAAUAUUGCUCUGAGCUUUUCUCACCCGCUAUUUCAUCUGAUGAAUCCUACAAACUCGAAUCAUCUCUCCGUCUCUUCAGUCGGAAAGUUUUCAUCCGCUGUAAUGUCAGCUUCUCUUCUUAUUCCGAUCGCCUCAAUCAGUUUAAUAUCAAACCUUUGUUCAUUCGCCGUAAAAUUUGUGAUAUAAUCACCCUACAUAAAAUUGUCUGUGGCUCUGAUCAUUGUCUCGAUCGCAAUAAGUAUUUCACUCAAUCCCUGUUACAGAGAAAUCCACUUCGACUACGGACAGCUGGUCAGUUUUCUAAUGACUACUUUUCUAGGACUAUUCCUCUUUGGAACAAAUUAACUUCUUAUUUGGAUUUUAACGUCACCCCAGAAACCCUUCGGAACAAAUUGAAUAAUCUUCCGAAUCAAGCUUUUUUUAUGAAAAAUAUCCCUUCUCGCCUACUGUAAAAAAUUUCUUCUUACUUCCGGGUACCUGUCAACUCGUUGGGGUUGACUCCUUCCCGCGUAUUGUUAUUCUUCUGCCCGUCAUAUGUUGAUCACUUAUAAUUUUUCUAUACUACCUAAUGUUUUUUUUAUGGCAGUGAAUAAACUAUUAUUAUAGACGAGACAAUUUUCGAAGUGAGUACACAAUAAAAAGCGCAGAACACAAAAAAAAUUUGAAGUUAUGUUGGUGCUGGCAAAAGGACGAAAAGAUGGAAAAAAUGUAUCGAUGGCAGUUUUUGAUGAUCUGAAAAUUAACAAGUUAUAUGCAAAAAAGACCCGUGGAUUUAUACCUAUUUAUCGUUGUCAGUAGCUCCGGCGGCGUUUUCAUGCUCAAUAUCCGGCUGAAAAUAAAUGGAUCGAAAAAAAAAGAUUGAAAGAAAUUGACCACUUUAACAAAACUUUUUGGGUUGGAAACCAAAACACUUGCUUAUUUAGGAUAUUCAAAAGUUUGGAUUUUCACCUGCCAAAUUAAAACUUUCGAGGUCUCUUAAGGCGUUCCAGCAGUUCAAAAUGCCACUUUUUUUCAAAAUUUUUCUUCCUACUGAUGCUAAUAACUUUUUUUCCAAGGAUUUUUUUCGCAGAUUUUUUUGGUGCAAAUCAAAAAGCUGAUUUUUGAUUAAUUUUACCAAUGUCAUGUCGAAAUUUAAAAACUGAUGGAAUUACAGGCAUGAAAUCGGACUGGUCGAUGGGCGUCGACGCCAUCAAUGGCGAUCCCGGCCCCAGUGAGUCUGAAACUUUUAUUUUUUUAAUUCCUUCGAAAUCUCCGAACUUUCAACAGAAAAUUUUCGGUGAAAGUUAUUAGCUAAAGCUUUCUCUGAAUGAUAUUUAGAACUUACACCAGUUUCUGAGAAACGCAUUUGUUUCGAAUAAACAUAAACUCUACCAAGGUAAGAUUUUCAGGAAAGUUUACUUGACUAAUUAAAAGAAGAACAGACUAAAAUAAGGAUGCAAUUGAAUAACCGUUAUUAUCUCAUUUCAUCACGUCGACUAGUCGGUCUCAUUGCCGCUCUCUCAUGGGAUAAUAUUCCGACGCCCGUCAGCCCUGGACAAGCUGGGCGCUGUACUGUUCCAACAUGGUGAAGCAGUUUAUUCGCUGGCACUACCCACGGGAUCACAUUAUUUCCCAACUCCAGCUGUCACGCCGGGACUUAUUGGACAACGAUUGUGGACCGUAAUCCGCGCCAACGACUGACUAACUCUUCGAUCAUACCAUGA